Notechis scutatus (mainland tiger snake) is the source of this 660-nucleotide messenger RNA. It is a transcript of the gene ODF1, whose product is annotated as outer dense fiber of sperm tails 1. Lineage: Eukaryota; Metazoa; Chordata; Lepidosauria; Squamata; Elapidae. The record is from RefSeq and is a predicted model, not a curated record. Gene Ontology annotation, cellular component: polymeric cytoskeletal fiber.
AUGGCAACGCUCUGUCACGCUUUGGAAACCGUGAGACGAGAUUUAAGGCGAACUGACAGAGAAAUAAAAAGGCGUUUAAGAUAUCUAGACAUGAGUUGCUGCCCUAAAAGCUGCUGCCCUAAAAGUUGCUGCCCUAAAAUUUGCGAUGUGCAGAGCCACUGCUGCUGUGAUAUAAGUCUCCAUCCCUACUGUUGCUGCCUUCUCCACCCGUACCCCAAUUGCCUAUGUGACAUACUAUGUUGCCGUCCCUGUCGACCGCUCUGCCUCUCAACCUUGGAGCGGAAAGCUAUUAGAGCUAAAAUAGAAGCUGAGCAAGAACUGGCCAGGAUUCGAAGAAGGGUUUGUAAAAUGAUGGCAGCAUGUAGUCGUCCAAAGCUUUUAGCUUUAAUGGAUGUUAAAGGUUUUGACCCAGAAGAUAUUACAGUAAAAGUGCAAGAUGGGAAGGUUAAAGUUUGUGCUGAACAUGAAGAAGAAUUUAAGACUUGCAGAGGGAAGGAAUAUAACUAUUCAACUGUCACCAAGGAGAUCUGUUUACCACCAGGGAUUUGUGAGAAUGAAGUAACGUACACCAUAGGACCGACCAGUCUUGUGAGGAUAGAAUCACCUUGCUGUGUGCCUCCUUGUUGCCUCCUUAAUCUUAUUUAAACACUGGGCAACCAG